UGGUUUCCCACUUCCUCUCAGCUCGGUCGUCCGCGUUGAGUGUUUUACAAUAAUAUACUGUGUCUAUAAUGUUCUCGCUAAACCGUUCGUAGUUCCCUCUCAAUUUAUGAGCUUCCAUCACGGAACGCAGCUGUAGCUAUCCUUGCCCGGCGUUACCGUCAUACCGUGCCUAUCCAAUUCACGUGAUAGCGUUACAGCCUCAUAAGUGGUCGAAAAAUAUCUCGCUUUUAUAUAUAUUAAUUUGAAUCUCAUCUGAGGAAAUAGGAUAGCGAUCAUCAGCUGUAACCCUAUUGAUAAAUCUGGUCUGGUUCCUUGUGACUUUAUUUUUUGAUCAGGUGUGCCCGAAAGUCAAGGAUCUGUAUGUUUCCUUCGGAACCGUGAUGUUGGAUGUAACAAUACCAACCUUGAAUUUCCCGCAUCUUUAUCCAUUGUUUUCUUUGGGUAUCUAUAUAUAUGACAUGGAUUUUUAAAUAUGUAAAAAGAUGAUCUGUGUUGUGCUUUUGCCAAAUAAAUUUGAAAUAUAUAAUAAUGUAAAACAAUAGAAAAUUUUAUUUAACAGUAGGAAAGAAGUUAAACCAUUAUGAACUAUAUCCGUAACUAAUGGCAGUUGAUGAAUACGUAUUUCGCGAAGAACAAGUUAAAUGAUUUAUACCUUGUAAGCCGUAAUUAAUACAGCAAAUUGAAAAUAAUAAUAUCAAGAAAAACUAACACACGUAUGACGAUAACAUGUAUUAAAAGUUAUUAGGUUAUUAUGGUUAUAAAACAAACGAGUGUUCAUAUGAACUGUUGUCAACAUUAAUUGUUAUACAUGAGACCAAUAAAAUUGCUCCUAGAAGAAAGUGAAUCCGUGUGUUUAAGUAUAUAAAUAUGUCAAUCAGUAUAAACUUACAAGAGGGUAAUAGGAAUGAUGUCACAGAAAUGCAAUUUAUGAAUUUUGUUUGUCCAAUUUGUGACUUUGUUUUUAUGAAUAAAAAAGAAUUGUUUGAUCAUUUGCACAAUCAUACUGGGGAUGGAUUAUUGAAGCACAUACAAUUUUUGAAGAGAGACUUAAAUGACGACUCACAUGCAGAACUAGAACACCUUAGUCAAGAAAAAUUAUAUGAUAAAUUACACGAAAAUGUGUCAAGACCUUAUAAGUGUCAGCAAUGUGACUUAACAUUUGAUCGAGCCUCUCAAUAUGAUUAUCAUCAUCGAAGUAUACAUUUAGGUGAAAAGUCACAGCUCUGUGAAAUUUGUGGCAAAGGUUUCUUUCGAAAAGCAGAUCUACGAACACAUUUGAACAUCCAUUUAGGAACCAACACUUGCAUUUGUGAAAUUUGUGGAAGGAAGUUUAACCAUAUAUCUAAUUUGAUUAGGCAUAGUAGAAUGCAUGCUGGGAUAAAACCAUAUCCAUGCUCUAUUUGCGGUAAACGUUUUACUCAAAUUAGCUCUCUUGCAAGACAUAAACGUAUUCAUGAGAGAUUCAAAAAAGAUACUGUGCUUGAAACACAAACUAAUUAUAUUAACACCAACAUUGAUCAUAUAGUAAAUAAAAAUAAGUCUGUUGAAGGUAAUGCAUCUGUUCAGCAAAAAAUUGUUAAAAGAAAACAUUAUUGUAAAACUUGUGGCGAAAGUUUUAAUCUAAUUUUGCAUUUGCGGGAACAUGAAAACUCUCAUUCAAAGAAUGCAACAAGUUUGGAAUGCAAGAAUAAUGAGACGAAUUUUCAGAAAAAUUUCGAAUUUGAGGAGCAUAAAAAUCAUGAGAAUAAUUUUGAUUUUCUUGAGAAUGAGGAAAAUAUGAAAAAAGCAUUACCAUUGGAAACAGUCAUUUAUAUUACAUCAGAGCAGUUGAAGAAAAUCAAUCUAGAGAACAUUGAAAAUACUAAGAAUCAUGUUACACAAGAACACUUUUGCAAUACAAAUGAAAAAAUUCCAUUACCUGAUGAAUUAAAUGAUUCUGAGAAACUAAUAGCUAAUAAUGAAGUACUUCAAAAUAUACUAUAUGUAUGCCAAAUGGAUGAUACUGUUCUGAAAAGCAAACUAAGUACUAAAUCUAUGAACAGUCAUGAAUAUUUGUCAUGUACACAAAUGUAUGAACCAGAUUUGCAGAAAUCAGAUACACUACAAGACUAUAAUACCUCAACAAAUAUUUCUUUAAAUGUUACCGAUAUGUUCCAAAAAAUAGAUUUAUCAGAAUCUAAUAUUAAUGAGCAUGAUAAACUUGAUUUAACCAUUCAAAAUCAGCAGGAAAUAAAUGUAGUACAAGAUGAGAAAGCUGCUGAAAAUUCAAAUGAUGAAAAUAAUCCUAAUCAAGAAGAACCAAUGUUACGUUUAGUACAAACAGAAACAGGGGAACAAUUUUAUGAAUUUUUAAUUAAUAAUUUAGUAGAGAAGUUACCAAAUGCACAGACCAUAAAAGCCUUAGAAAACAAGGAGGAAAAUACAGAUAUUUCUGAGAAUAUAACGAACACGUGUUUCAGUAUUAAAAAUGUAAAUGAAGACGUCCAACAUGAACAAAAUAUAAGAGAUGAUAUACAUACUGACCUAAAUUAUACACAAUAUGAAUUACAGAGUGAAGAAAAAAAUUUUGUUGGGAAUCAGAUCUUGUUAGAUCCACAAACUGAUUUUGAUAAAUACGUUGAAACGAAUUUCGAGGUUUUCGAAAGGUUAAAUUAUGAUGAUAGUUCAGAAAGAUUUCUUAAAUUUGUGGAAAAUGCAGGAGUCGAAAAUCAAAGUUCCAAAAUUUUAGAAUGCAAAGAGAGUGACCAACUUUUACAAUUUCAAAGUUUUGGUCAAAUUGAUACCAUGCAUGAAAGUGAUAAAAAUGAUGGAAUUAAUGACAGUGAACAGAUUCUUUUAACUUCUCUGAAUGAAGAUAUACAAUGUAAAAUAAAUACGAAUAGUAAUCAAAUUGUUAAUGAAAAUGAAACACAGGUGCAAACUGAAGAUGCUAUUACAAAUGAUAAAAAAGAGAAUCUUCAAGAAGACUCAAAGAAAUCAAAAGUGUAUUUAUUAAAAUUUCAAUGCACAGUAUGUGAGAAAUCAUUUUCAACUAGUUACAACUAUAAACAACACAUAGGUACACAUUUUGCAGAUCAACAAAAGUUUCAUUGUAAAGAAUGCAAAAUGUCUUUUGCUUGGAAGUCAACAUUAAAUAAACAUAUCGCUAGUAAUCAUAGACCAGAAGGUCCGCAAAAGUUUGCGUGCGAUAUGUGCCAAAAAAUUUAUAAUACUUCUUCACAAGUAAAUGAACAUGUAAAACGUGAUCAUCUGAAACAGAGAAAUCAUGUGUGUUCCCACUGUGGUAAAUCAUUUUUCAAAAAAUACGAUUUAAAAAUACAUAACAGAAUUCAUACGGAUGAGAGACCAUAUGUUUGUCCUGCUUGUGGGAAAAGAUUCCAUCACAGAAGUCACAUUAUUCGUCAUGAGCGUAUACAUUUUUAAGAAGAAAACAUAUGUUAAUUAUUUGAAGUUUUAAAAGAUAAAUGGUGAAACAUAUUUAUGAAUGGAAAACAUUAUAAAUUUUGCAUUAUGCAGGGUGUACAACUAAAUAGAUCAGAAGUUCUAUUUUUCCUAUUACAUUAAUAAUUGAUAUUAAAUCUUUUUCACAUUAACAAUUCCAUCUAUAGAAGAAAGUACUCUGUGUGUUUUGGUUUUACACCCUUUCAUACAUAAUGAACACUAUAAUGUAACUUUAAUAAUGCCUUUCUUAAAUAUUUUUUUAAGAGAUUAUUAUUUUUUUAAUAAAAGAAAUCAAUAAAUGAUAAAAACAUU
Molecule: messenger RNA, 3753 nt
Organism: Nomia melanderi (Alkali bee)
Lineage: Eukaryota; Metazoa; Arthropoda; Insecta; Hymenoptera; Halictidae
Biological process (GO): regulation of transcription by RNA polymerase II
Molecular function (GO): RNA polymerase II cis-regulatory region sequence-specific DNA binding; DNA-binding transcription factor activity, RNA polymerase II-specific
Source: RefSeq, a predicted model, not a curated record